AUGGGAAAACGUUUCCCAGGUAACAAUUCUCUGCCAGAAAUUCAAGCAUCAGGUGCCUACGUUUUCCGACCGUUGACAUCGGAGACACAGCCUGUGAGCACCACUUGUGCGAUAACUUGUACAAAAACGGAAACAGUUCAUUCGGCUAUGAUCGUAUUCAAUGAAUGGGCUAGUCAAGAAGUGAACCUCUAUCGUGAAAUGUCAACUGUUGAAGUAGAAUGGAUAGUUGGACCAAAUUCGAUUGAUGAUAAUGUCGGUAAGGAGAUUGUUGUACGAUCUGAUACCGAUAUUAAAAGUGCAUCGAAACAUUAUACGGAUGCCAAUGGACGUCAAGUACCCGAACGAAUACGUGACUAUCGGCCGCCAUGGAAUUAUUCCAUUGUCGAAAAUGUCAGUGGUAAUUAUUAUCCGAUAAAUAGUCGCAUUUGGAGUCAAGAUGCCACACGCCAAUUUACUGUACUCACAGGUAAUAAUGAUAAUGAUUAA
This is a messenger RNA of Rotaria sp. Silwood2, 486 nucleotides long. The record is from the annotation of a GenBank genome assembly. NCBI's taxonomy places the organism in Eukaryota, Metazoa, Rotifera, Eurotatoria, Philodinida, Philodinidae.